AUGGCUGGCACGCGAAACUAUGAUUUCCUGAUCAAGUUGCUGUUGAUCGGUGACUCUGGCGUUGGCAAGUCAUGCUGUUUGCUGCGCUUCAGUGAAGACUCAUUUACUCCCUCCUUCAUCACAACCAUCGGCAUCGACUUCAAGAUUCGCACGAUCGAGCUGGAUGGGAAGCGGGUGAAGUUGCAGAUCUGGGAUACUGCUGGCCAGGAGCGGUUCCGAACAAUCACGACUGCUUACUACCGUGGCGCGAUGGGUAUUCUUUUGGUCUACGACGUGACUGAUGAGAAAUCUUUCCAGAACAUCCGCUCAUGGUUCUCGAAUGUCGAGCAACAUGCCAGCGAGGGCGUGCACAAGAUCCUCAUCGGAAACAAGUGCGACUGGGAGGAGAAGCGAGCUGUCACCACUGAGCAGGGCCAGCAAUUGGCUGACGAGUUGGGCAUUCCCUUUUUGGAAGUGUCAGCCAAAAACAACAUCAACAUCGAAAAGGCAUUCUAUAGCCUGGCCACCGAUAUCAAGAAGGGCAUGGACACCUCAAAGACUGAGCACACCGGGUCUUCAGGCGUCCCCAUAGACCAAGGAUCAGGGAUGAACGGUAGCUCCGGAGGAAAAUGUUGCUAG
Messenger RNA from Penicillium diatomitis, 618 nucleotides. RefSeq names its product Rab family GTPase srgA (gene srgA). Gene Ontology annotation, cellular component: endosome; plasma membrane. Lineage: Eukaryota; Fungi; Ascomycota; Eurotiomycetes; Eurotiales; Aspergillaceae. The transcript has 3 exons. The record is from RefSeq and is a predicted model, not a curated record. Gene Ontology annotation, biological process: protein localization to plasma membrane; regulation of exocytosis; protein secretion. The coding region runs from base 1 to 618 and encodes 205 amino acids. Gene Ontology annotation, molecular function: GTP binding; GTPase activity.